This is a messenger RNA of Paramecium primaurelia, 278 nucleotides long. NCBI's taxonomy places the organism in Eukaryota, Ciliophora, Oligohymenophorea, Peniculida, Parameciidae. The record is from the annotation of a GenBank genome assembly.
AUGAAACAAAUGACUUAUAAAAGUUGAAUAAUCCAACAAUCAUUAUUAAAGUCAAUCAGACUGAUAUCCUUAUUUGGUAUUUCUAUCUAUUUAGUCCUGAAGAAACUCCUUUAGAAAAUGGAAUAUUUAAAGUCUAAAAUCAAUUAAUAAACCUUGAUUAAAGUGUCUAUAACACCCAAUUAACUAAUCAAGUUCCCUACACUUCAUUUUUAAACAAAAAUAUUUCAUCUAAAUGUUCAUAUGGACACAUACUUUCAUAAAAAUGGAGACUUAGCUGA